This is a messenger RNA of Amoebophrya sp. A120, 2118 nucleotides long. Lineage: Eukaryota; Dinophyceae; Syndiniales; Amoebophryaceae. The record is from the annotation of a GenBank genome assembly.
GUUCUUCCCUCGCGAUGAUUCUUCCGGUGAACAGUGUUCAUCCCGAUGGAAACUACAGUGAUGCUUUAGUUUUUCAUGAUGUGCGCAAGGCCACCACGGUACGUAGGAGUCGUUGCAGGUACAGGCAAAAAGAUGGAUAUGAAAUGCGGUAAGAAACCAACCACAACCAGGACCCCAUCCCCACCCGCUAAUAUGUACACCGUUUCGUUUUCCUGAAAUAAAUUCAAGAUAUUUUCAUUUUGUUUCGCAUUUUAACAGCAGCUAGAUUCACCAUACAUUUUCGCAAACAAUGACGUAACAUUCCGAAUCCCCCACACCUUCCCGCAUGUUUCCCGCGGUGAUGUGUGUGAGGCGUGAAAAUAAAGCCGAAGUAGAUGCUCUCAGACCAUGGAGGUGCGUCGCGUGAAAACAAGGAGAGUAGCAUGCAGCGGUAAAGCCCUAUACACUUGUUUCUCGCACAAUAACCCCAAAACUUCCCAUCUCUGCUGAUGGAGAUCGCGACGAUAAGCCAGUGCGUUCUCUGCGGGUCUUACCACCUUUUCGUCCUGGACACUGUCGAGGUCCACCCGACGCUGACUGGGCAGCUGAAGCGAACGCUUCACGAUGCCGAAAGCGAGGAAAUCGUCAAGCUCGUAAAGCGCCGGAUUCUGGACAGGAAAGCACAUGAUAAUGCGAGUAAAGCAAACGUCCAAGUACAACAGCGUCUCCCCGCCAACGGGUAUACCCUUACCUACUAUCCGUGUGCCACCUGUGUGGAGAUCAAAUACGAGGAAGCUUUUGCGGUCGUCGAGCAGAGAGAGGAAUUUUUGAAAAACCCCAUGCCUUUAACCCCGCAUAUCCCCGUUUUGUUCGAAAAUUGUGAUUUUUCCACAGGAGGAGACCGAGAAGUCGAUGAUAAAAAUGGCGAAAAUUAUAACAUCAAAAACCACUACUGCGCUCGAACCAUUCCUAUCACCCCCGCGUACCGAAAUAUCAACGGCAAGUGGACGCUUCGCGAGGGUAUCGGCCCGAAGGUUCUCGACACAUACAAAACCGGGUCGCCUUGGCGGUUACCGGCGGCGCAGUUCAAAGUAUUGCUCCCAGGGUUUGUUGCCAGCACGGCAGAAGGACACCAAAGCGCGGCAGGUGCUUGUCAGCAGCAGAAUAAGGGGAAGGAUAGUUGUAAAAAAUCCAAUACAAAUUCCAGUGGACGAGCUGCUGCGCCUGGAGCAUCGACGUCGAGCAGCGAUCGGCAGGAGUUUUUGCGCUUGCUCUGGAACGAGGAAGUGGAUGCAAGUAGUUUGUUGACCGUGCAACGUCUGAUCGAUGAUGACUGUAUUGUGGACGACGGCGAGAAAAUAUACGUGAAAAAACCGGUUUUUUGUGACCCGACAGUGCUUACCGAGUACGCGACCGGAUUAAGUGAGUUGAUGACGUGAAGAAGAAGAUUUUCAAAAUUCAAGAAUAAGUAUCGUUCGGACUAUUUUUGCAAUAAGUUGCAAGCUAGUAUCUUCGCAUACGCACGGCGCAAAAGCAUAGUGCAUAAACAUGCAGGCACUGUUUGCUGCAACCCGAGGGAAUAGAAGUGUUUUUUGUGGUGGCUUCUCCAUCUUGUGCCGGCGGUGUUCCUCUUCGUGUGAAGAAAAGAUAUGAAGAAGUACUCUUCAGUUCGGAUGCCUUCAAGAUCUUCGCGUUCGACGGCUUUUUGAAAGAUCUUCGCUGCCUUUUGAGAAAUGCAAGCCGUUAUCUGAUGUUGCUGUGCGGCGCGGCAUCUGCUCACGGCCACCCUUGGAGAGAGCCGCCGCGAGCCGUCCGCCAGCGUUUUCAGUGAUUAGAAAAGCCGGGGGCGCAGGGCUCCGGUCUUCGAAGGCGCGCUCGCGCCAUAGGGCCGCACCUGUCUGGCCACUAGAUGGCCCCGGGAAGAGGGUCGAGGGCGCGCCCUCAGGAGGCAGGCGCGGGUUCACACACGUAGCGCGCCCAUUUCCCGGGCCCCGAAGCCGCGCCGCGUUCGCAGGGGUGCGCCGUUGCAUUGCUGCGCGCCCGCAUAGGGCGCAAGGCGUCUCUCUGGUUCGCAGGCGUCGGGUAUAAACGCGAUAGCCACGCGCCUGGGUGAUGUGGUGGGGCGGUUGCGGGCUUUUU